Molecule: messenger RNA, 2223 nt
Organism: Lytechinus pictus (painted urchin)
Lineage: Eukaryota; Metazoa; Echinodermata; Echinoidea; Temnopleuroida; Toxopneustidae
Product: methyltransferase N6AMT1-like
Exons: 6
Coding region: 169-849 (226 amino acids)
Biological process (GO): methylation
Cellular component (GO): eRF1 methyltransferase complex
Molecular function (GO): S-adenosylmethionine-dependent methyltransferase activity; protein methyltransferase activity; nucleic acid binding
Source: RefSeq, a predicted model, not a curated record
AGAUUUGACAAUAAGGACCAACUUGACUGAACCAUAAAAUAUUAAAACAUUGGUAAUUCUACGAUCCACAUGUUCAAGGAGGAAGAUAACUUUGUUUCAAAGAAUUCAUAUUUCAUAUAAGAAAUUGUGAGUGACGUCAUCAUUCCCCUCAUUUGCAUACCGACCAGGAUGUCCAUAUACCGGAUGGAGACUAAGUGUGAAGUGGAGACUCCAGAUUUUUCUCAUCUUAAGCCUGCUGACUUUGAACAUGUGUAUGAGCCAGCUGAAGAUACAUUUCUUUUAUUAGAUGGUCUCCAAAAAGAAGCAGCUUUUAUUCGGCAAUUGCAGCCAUCCAUCUGUGUGGAAGUUGGAUGUGGCUCAGGUAUUAUCAUUUCUGCUCUUUCAAAACUUAUCAACCAGUCAGCAUUAUGCAUUGCUACAGAUAGGAAUCCGUAUGCUACACACUGUACUAAAAGGACUGCCCAAUUAAAUUUAUGUCAAGUUGAAGUCAUGAACUGUGACCUUUUGACCCCCCUCGAACGAAGGCUUCAAGGGUCAGUGGACAUUCUUAUAUUCAAUCCUCCUUACGUGGUGACUCCUUCCAAUGAGAUGAAAAGCAGUGGCAUUGAAGCUUCGUGGGCAGGUGGAGCAGAUGGACGUGAAGUUACAGAUAGACUUCUUCCACUUGUACCGAACCUACUCUCACAGCAGGGAGUUAUGUAUCUUGUAGCCAUCAGAGAGAACAAGCCAGAGGAGUUGAUGACUUGGAUGUCUUCAUUGGGCUUGGACUCAUCUGUGGUCCUCACAAGAAGAGCUGGUCCUGAACAUCUUUAUAUCCUCAAGUUUUACAGAGAUUCGUCAGUGAGAUGAGUUUGGUUUCUUUUCAGAGAUUGUACAAGUUGAGAAAUUCCAAGCCUCUACAUCUCUGGCAUUAUCUGUCAGUGUCAGGUGUACCUCACAAGUAUAGACUUUACAGAGUUCAGACCUUCUUGCAUGCAAGGGCUUGUGCCUUGAGACAAGUCAUCACUUUCCAUCUUACAUGGAUGAACACAAGAUAGGAUGGAACCCAGGCAUGCUUGAGAAGAGCGACUUCAGAGACAUUCUUGUAAGAGUAAAGUUUAGAUUUUCUAUUGCGCACCAACAUCAGUGGAUACCUUGUGUAUUGCAUGGCAUAUGCCCUUUAUAGCCUUCUAGAGUAAAAAAAAAAAACACACACACACACACCAAAAAUUACUGUAUUAUCUCCUAGUAACAGAAUGAUUGCAAGGUUUUACCCUGAACCUUAUCUAUUGAUCUCAUUAUUAGGGACCCAACUCUUGGGAAGAUGUUCAAAUGCUAGAAACAAAACAAGAAAUAAUAAAUCUCUAGUUUUUAAACAUUUAUCUAUGGUAAUGAAUAAUAUGUAUGCCAAUUUUCACCUCAAAAAAUUAUUUGACACACAUGGUUGAAUUCAAGGUCAAAGGUCGUAGUAAAGGUCUAAAGGUGAAUGUAUUCAAACUCGCUCUUCUUCCUUUCCAAUGAUGCCACUUACAUAAAAAUACCGCACAUUUUUACAGAGAACGCCAAAAAAGGGCGUGAGAACCAUAAGGCACACAGCGCUAAAAAUUAAAAUAUCAGCUUUUAUGUCAAUUACCCUAUAUUGCAAAUGUGACCAAUUUUUUGGAGUUUGUACGAUGAAAUUAAAAAUUUAUUUGGGGUGAUUUAACAUGGAAUGACCCCUCAAGGGAAAAGGUGUUGGAAAGAGAGAACCACAAAUUCCUCAUAAUUACUGAACAAAUGGAAAAAAAUUUCCCUACCAUCUUUCGCAAUCUAUGUAUCAAAUAGCCUGUCUGAUAUUUACAAUCUUUAGUAGUGAUAUAGUUUGUCGAGCGGUCAUAACCUUACGAUUCCUUAUCUGAGAUCUUUCAAACUUUCAAAGUUCUGUUAUUAUUGUUCUUUCAUGCAAAUUACUUCAUUACCCAGGUUUCAUUCUCCCAAGCUGCCUAUGUGCAUCAUUCACGUGAAGCCCACAGAGAGAAAAAAAGGCUGGCACAUUUUUUAUUAAAAACCAAAAUUUAAUAUGUUUGCUGCUGCUCCUUAAUUUGUUCUUGUUUUGCAAUCGGUCAUAAUUGACUUUUUUUUGUUACACACUAUAUAAGCAAGAUAAAUAAUCUUCAUUGCUGCUUCAUAGAUAAUUAUGGUCUUGAAGUGUGAAAAUCCUUUUACGUGGUAUUUUUUUAAUAAACAUGAACUAUCUGUAAAAAA